AUUAAUGUUCACAUAUAUGAGUACUGAGAUGUCAUCUGCCUAAAUUUAUCACUCUUUUUUUGUUUUGAACUACCUGCAAAAGAAUCUUGUAGUUUAUUAUUGAAAAUUGGGGCUCUUUUCCUUUCUUCCUAAAAAAUCAUCCUCACAUAGGGACUCUAAACUAGAAAAGCUGAGAAAAAUGGCUCAUGCAUACAACCUUAUGAGAAACAAAACUUGCAUAGUUCAAGGAAGAUAGCUUGUGGGCACUAUGAUUGGGAAAAUUUUCUCAACUGAAGUCCCAAACUUGUACAUCCAAGCCUGAUCAUCUCAUUUCCCCUCUCUACAUCAGGGUUGGUGUUGUCAGCAGUUCAGUGUCAUCUGCAAUGGCAGCUGGUUCAGGGGAACAACUUGAAACAGUAUUUGAAUGCAUGAAAAAUGACCGUCUGAGGACAAUUGUCCUCGUCGGGAAACCAGGCGUUGGAAAAACAUGGAUGGCAAGGAAAUUAAGUGAUCAUGCUAUUAGGGAUGGACUGUUUGACCUUAAUCUAUGGCUGUCCCUUAACAGACAUUAUGACUCUAUAACUCUUUGCGAGAGUAUUGCUCAUCAGUUAUCUCUACUUCCUGUUUCUGACGAGUGGAAAUUUGAAGAAAGUAGCGAGAACUUCAAUGAGAAUGAUAUUAACCAUGAGCAAAAAAAAGAGUAUCUAAGAGCAAAAACAUUGGAAGCACUGGAACAGAAGAGGUUCCUUAUAAUCUUGGAUGCUGAGGGAAGUCAAAUGACCAGUCAUGACAUUUUGCGUGAAUUGAAAAAUCUGCAGCUCCUAGAUGGAAAAGAGUCAUAUAAGUUCUGAAUCACUAGCACACAACACAGAGAUGAUCGUGGUCCUGAGGGGGAAACAAAAACAAUAAAUGUAGAGUGCUUGUCUGAGAAUGAGUCACUAAACUUGUUGCAAAAGCUUGUUGACACUAAAGUUUAUAAGCUUUCCCGCAUUAAGGACUUGGCUAAAUACUUCCUUGGGAAAAGACAAAGAUUUCCAUUUGAGGUGACCAUCAUGGCAAAAGUCCUAAAUCAUUUUGGGCAAAACGAGUCAGGAAUUUGCCAUUUGGAAAGCAUUGAGGAGAAUAAUGUCGAAGAUUGCAAUGUACUGCAGUUGCUGACCUAUGGAUACGAGUUGUUUCCAAGAAACAUAUUGAUUGAUUUCUGUUGGAUUGGUAACCACUUCCUCCGUAAACGUGGAAGUUUCUACUUUGGUGAAUUGAUUAGCUAUUGGAUACUAGAAGCAUAUCUUGACAACAACUGUUCCAUUGAGGAUGCUUACAAGAAGGGGCACACUAUUUUGAUGGAGCUCGUGGAUUGCGGGCUACUCAAACAGCUAGAGUCUGGUCAUGUUGGCAUGACCGAGGCAAAAUAUGAUUUGGAUGAUUUUGAUUACUGUAAAUUUGUUCAAACAACUCAACUGGGAUUGGCUUCUGUCUUUGAUGGUGAACUUGGCAGAGUUGUGCAGGCAAAGGGAAUGAUAAAAACAAGUGGUGCUGGUGAGAUUAGGAAGAAGAUAUCAACAUUAUUGCUUGACCUAGAUUGUCUCGACAGUGAAGUCCCCAGUGAUUUCUUUCAUUGUGGAAAGGAACUUGAAGUUCUUGCUAUCUUCAAUCCUGGACUUCAACCAUUCCCUCUGCCCUUAUUUGAGAUGGAUAAACUCCAUUUACUUGUGCUUCGAGGAUGCAACUUUUUGGUGAGUAUUGAACAAUUCCUGAAAUUUGAGAAUCCAAUUUGUUCUGAAAACUCUGCUCCUCUCUGUGUCUUUCAAAAAUUAACUGUUCUUGAAAUAUCGGGUCCUAGUGCCUUGAAGCAUAUUCCAGAUAAACUUUUCAAUCAUACACCUCAUCUUAGAAGCACCAACCUUUCGUUUCUUGAGAUUGCCUCAUUACCAUUGUCUCUUUAUGAUCUGAAAGGACUAGUUUGGCUCAUCCUUAGAGGCUGUUCUGAUUUGCAAGAAGUACGAAGCUUGAAAAUGCUAGACAAACUUGAGGUGCUUGACCUUAGUGGUGCUAGAUCUCUGAAAACUAUCCAAGACAAAUGCCUUUACUCAAAUCAGGAGCUCAGAAUACUGAAUCUUUCAGAGUCCCAGAUUACUAGUUUACCAAUGCUUAGAGAUCUGAAAAAGCUCACUCAUCUCUUGCUGCGUGAUUGUACCAAUUUGGAAAGACUUCGUAAGAUUACUGCACUUUCCAAUCUCCAAAUUCUUGAUCUUUCAGGUUCCACAAACUUUAAGGAAUUCGUUGAUCCAUCCUUUGAAAAGCUUGCCAGCCUGAAAGUCCUUGAUGUAUCACAAACUGCAGUUGAUAAAUUACCCUUAGACAUUGGCAGGUUGCACCAACUCUGUGUAAGAGAUUGCCCUCAGCUAAAAGAACUGCCGCUUACAGAAUCCGUUAAGGGCCUACUAAUACUUGAUCUUUCAGGCUCCUGCUAUCUGGAAGACAUUCCAGAAAGUUUCUUCAGUCACCCAACAAGCAUUGGAGUACUCAAUCUCUCACAAACAAACAUCAAAAGGCUACCUGCCCUUUCUGGCUUGCGUAACCUGCGUCGCCUGUUACUUUCCCAGUGUAUUUCUCUGGAGACAUUGGGAGAGUUAAAGUCUACAACCAAAUUGGAAAUUUUGGAUCUUUCAGGGUGUAAAGCUUUAAAAGAAGUACAGGGUAGAUCUCUUGAAAACAUGCAUCGCCUUCAAAAACUUGACCUGUCUGGAACAAACAUUACUUGUCUGCCAUCUCUUUCAUCAAACCUCCAUCACCUCAUACUGAAAGGUUGUUCUAACUUAAAAGAACUUCCGCCACUGAAUCAUCUAUCAAGACUUGAAGAAUUAAAUCUCUCUGGAGUCAGUUCUACAAAAAAAGUCGCACCCGAUCUAGAGCAUAUGGUCAAUCUUCAGAUCCUUGAUCUAUCUGACACCCAGUUGGAGAAGUUGUUCUCCUUGUUAAAGCUCAAAAACCUUAAAUACCUUUCCCUCAGAGGUUGUCCGUCUCUAAGUGAGGUACCAGGUCUAGAAGCACUUACAAAACUUGAAGUUUUGGACCUUUCUGGAACAGGUAUCAAGGAUUUGCCAUCCCUUGAGAAUUUUGGCAAUCUUCACAGGCUUCUCCUCAAAGGUUGUUUGAGCUUGGAAAAAUUUAAGGAUCUGAAGAUGCACGAAGUUCUGAAGGCUACUAUUGAAGAGCUUCCAUAUGAGAUCUCAAAAGUGACUUGUCUUGAGCAGCUUGAACUGCCAAUUUUCAGAGUUGGAGAGCGUGAUUCUGAAAAGGACAAAUUGCCAUCAGAAGAUCAGAGUCAGCUCCCAUGGAGCAUUUCCAAUUGGCCGAAGGAACCAGCUUUUGAUAAUAAACUCAUCAUAACUGUGAAUGGUAUUGAUUUUCUUCAAUUCUUGAAGGAUAAUCCAUCAUUUUGGAACGCAAGUUUCACUCAGUUCCAUUUCUUUUUUCAUCCUACUGAGGCAUAUGGUAGAUAUGGAGAUAAGAAUUUCUACAGAAAUGAACUGUUACUCAGAGAUCUCUACUUCAACACAAGGCAACUUUCUGCUCCUAUGGGGAGAGAAUGGUCCUUGGAAAUUCGUGGAUUCAUUUGUUUCCCCAAGUGUCUUGGCCUUAUCCUAGCUCAUGCUGAAUGCAUUAUUUUGGUUGAUGAUCCAUUUCUCACAUGCUUAUCUGACUUAGGCACUGACAAUAUUAAGAAGAUGAAUGCCUGUUGGAUAGGGAGAUGCAAUGAAAUGAAGGAUCUUUUCCACACAGAAAAAGUCGAAGAUGCAGCCAGAUCAGGUGGAAGUACCAAUACUGGGUUGCCGGAGCAAGAUGUUGGAGAUUUAAGAAUCGGGGAGAAUUUAGAAGUUCUCUGUGUUACUCAUGCUGCUAGUUUGAGGAGCAUUUGCAAAGGGGACCUGCAAAGCAGUAGCCUAAGAAAUCUGAAGUGUUUGUUGCUAGAACAUUGUCCUCAAAUUUCAGCUCUUGCUGCUUCACCCGAACAGCUAGGAAACCUUGAAACUCUUCAACUCAGAUUCUGUGACAAACUGGUGACAUUAUUUGAACAAGAGCUAGCUGCAUUUCCAAAAUUGCAUACCUUAAAGCUAUGGGCCCUCCCAGAAUUUAAAAAUGUUAGAUGCGUCUUGCCAGCUCUACAAACUUUAGAGAUUGGGGAGUGCCCCAUGCUUAUAAAUGUCUUUUCUUCCCCUCACGUAUUAGUUAACCUCCGGAACCUUCAAAUCAAAUUUUGUGACGCAAUGGAAACUGUCUUUGGAUGCGGCAAUUUGACACUUCCAAAUUUGGAAAUGUUGUGUCUGUGGAAUUUACCAGAGCUGAGGAGUGUUGGUGCUGACUGGCCAUCAUCAAGCAAGGAAGUUGUUCGUGAAUGCCCAAAACUGUCUUUGCGAAAGAGGAAUUAAAUUUCAAAGGUCAAGUUCAUAUUGGAGUAUGACAUUGAAAGAAGAAUAGUCGGGUGGAGGGAAGAAAUAUGAUUCUUCGCGUGCUGAUUGCUGAAUAGAUACAGCUUCAGGUUCCCAGAUGGAGUGGUGCUUCAACAAUUAGCCAGAAUUGGAGUCAUUAAAGAAAGAUGGGCAAUAUUGCAGGAGCAAUGGAAUUUUGUGUAUUUUUCUUUGACACAGGAAACAUCAUGCUGCUUUCUUGAAUUGACACUCAUGUUUAUUUUGUUAAUGAUCUUGACGUUGCAGCUGUUGUACGUACGUGUGCAAUAAGAGGGAAGUUUCAGUAUCUCAAUAAUUGGGUUGUUGAAAGCAUGAAAAUUCUUUUUGGACGAGAGUAUGGAGUUUGCCAUUUUUGCUCAUGGUGAACUUAUACUGCUAUUAUCAUCAAUGAACAGUUGAAUUUUGACCGGUUUCUAACCCA
This is a messenger RNA of Coffea arabica (coffee), 4869 nucleotides long. Lineage: Eukaryota; Viridiplantae; Streptophyta; Magnoliopsida; Gentianales; Rubiaceae. The record is from RefSeq and is a predicted model, not a curated record.